Linum trigynum is the source of this 1305-nucleotide messenger RNA. The record is from the annotation of a GenBank genome assembly. Lineage: Eukaryota; Viridiplantae; Streptophyta; Magnoliopsida; Malpighiales; Linaceae.
AUGGUGUAUAUAGUCGACAAAGACCUAUGUUAUUUCGGCGGUGAACUGAAAUAUUUGGAUUGGAUUGAUCCAGAUUGUUUAUCUUUGAUGGAGCUGGAUGGAUAUCUUGUAGAUUUCGGUUAUAUUGAAAGUGUCAGAUUGAUGGAGGAAUAUAGGACAGUUCAUGGUUGGACAUAUUAUUGGAGAAUUCCAGGUGAGCAGCUAAAGGAAGGGUUACAUGAACUGACCUGUGACAAGGACAUUCUAGAUAUGGCUACCAAGGUUAUUCAAGAUACCAAAUUUGUGGAGGUGUACCUAAUCAAUAAAGAAGAACUAAGUAAAGCUAGACUAGAAGCAGAUGGAGAAGAAAAUGACAGAGAAAGUGACCAAGACAUUCUGCAGAUCAACAUGACCAAUGAAAGAGAAGGUUGCAGAAUGGGAACAAGUGAGAAUGAUCAGGGACCAAGUUUAUAUGAUAAGGAUGAAUCAAAUUUGAUUCAUGUUGAUGGCAGGCUAUAUAAUGAAAGCAGGGAGACUGAUAUGGAUUGGCAAAUUAAUGUUUGGGAGACUGGCAGAGAAGGUGACACUAGGAAAUCAAAUGAGAUUCAUGUUGAUGGCAGGCUAGAUAGUGAUCAAGAACCAGGUUUGAAUGAUAAUGAUGAAUGUAGUGAUCAGGAACCAGGUUUUGAUAAUAAUGGUGAUGGUGACAACCAUCACAUUUUUAUUGAUGAUGCGUUUGAUGGAGAUACUGAGGAUGUCGUGUAUGAUUCAGAUUAUCUGGGCAGUGUCCACUCGGAUGAUGAAGCACAAAGAGUACCAAAUCGUUCAAGAUAUCCUGAGUUCAACCCAGAGAAAGACAUGAGUGAUCCUCAAUUCUGUCUACACCAAGUGUUCAGGGAUUUUGACACAUUUAAGGAUGCCAUCAAAAAUUACUCCAUCAACAGCAAACAGCCUCUCAAGUUCCAACAUAGUGACAAGAAAAGAGUUCAGGUUGUUUGUCAAACAGGAUGCCCUUGGAACAUAUGGGUAGCUCCAACAGACGACGGAAAGGCUGUUCAAAUAAGGUCAUGUUUUCUGCAGCAUGAAGGUUGUAUCAUGGUGUUCAAGGACAAGGGCAAGGGCAGCCAAGCAAGCUUCCUGUUGUACCAAGACCACGUCCCAAUGCAGAAAAUGGAGGAAAAGAGUCAAAGGGGAAGGAGAAUAUGUGAUGCAGCAAUCUUAUUGUUUUUCUGGUUUAUUGUGGUCCAGCAACUUACCAUGUGUGAGCUGGUUUUUUUGGUUUAUGGUAGACCAGCAACUUACCAUCUGUUAUAUGGUUCAUUGUAA